Molecule: messenger RNA, 5131 nt
Organism: Etheostoma spectabile (orangethroat darter)
Lineage: Eukaryota; Metazoa; Chordata; Actinopteri; Perciformes; Percidae
Gene: rab11fip3
Product: RAB11 family interacting protein 3 (class II)
Exons: 14
Coding region: 1368-4697 (1109 amino acids)
Biological process (GO): endocytic recycling; regulation of cytokinesis
Cellular component (GO): cleavage furrow; recycling endosome membrane; endocytic vesicle
Molecular function (GO): calcium ion binding
Source: RefSeq, a predicted model, not a curated record
CGGCUGGAGGAGGAGGAGGAGGAGGAUGGGACACUGCUGAUGCUGAUGCGAGAGCUUUCGGUGUGUGACUGUGAUCAACAUCGGUGGACUGUUCGCCAAAUGAUGGAGUUUUUUGGUCUUAUUUCACACCCUUUUCGUUCCAUUAUUGGCUUCGACGAGGGACGCUGUGGCUGCUGUGUUUUUUGAGACUAAGAUAACAGAAGAAUUUAAGGAGGAAUGGACGGUUUCGUGUCGUCACUCGUCUGGCCUGUCUUGUGACAGACACAGGUGGAUUGCCGCUGGAAAACGGCAUCGAAAUGAAGACGUACUCUUGAACUAUCGCAGAGGCGACCGUUUCCGUAGUUACCUCUUAAACAGCGCAAUACACAAACUACCAUUUGGUUUUAUUAAAUUAAGAGAGGUAGAAGCUGGACUGUUUGGCGUGUUAGCUAGCUAAUAGGCUAAUUUGGUUAGCUAGUCAGUUAGCAGCUUCUCUGGCCAAUGGAACGAAAGACGUGGGAUGCUCGAAGGAGGAGCUAACGUUAGUUGCUAGCAUAAAUUCAUUGGAAGGUUUGACGGGGUGUUAUAUUUAGUAAACCGCCUUGAAAGGUUGAACACUAGGUCGGGUUAGGUUUGAGCAUAGGCUGUAUGAGGAGCACUGGUCACACCGUUUCCUCGCUGCACUGUGGCUCCUCAGAAAAGAAGCUUGCGAUGUAUAACAUUGGAUAAUCGGCUAAGAAAGCUAAUGUUGACAAACACUGCUGAUUUAAUCAACGCGGUUUUUUUUCGUUUCCAAUUGGCUCACGAGGAGAGAUGUUGAUACUUAAUUUCUGAGACUUUAUUGAAGUGAUUCACCAGUUUUCAGGCGGAAGCGAAGCAUGUUAACGUUGGAUGUGAUGCAGCGCAAACAUUUGGCAACAACCGGGAGUGGACCUGCCAUGCCAGAAAGACACAUAGUAGGUCAAAACACAUCAGAGACAGAGUAUGCCUUUCGAAUUUAGCUAACAUUGUUGUCAAGAUGUGGAUGGCAACUGACGUUAGUGAAGUUAAGACAACAAAUGUGUUAAUCCGUUGCCUGACUGACAUUGUUUCUAAACCUACCCAACUUUCUUCUUAAAACUACACCUACUAGUCUAGCUAGCUAGCUAAGUGUUACUGUUAUUUAUAAAAUCAGAAUACCGGCCUGUAUUUUAAAUAUCAGACGUAGACCAUGCUUGUAAGAAUCCCACACAUUCAUUUCAAGAUGUCAUUGUUGGAGACGUGUAAUGCCAUUUAAAACAAACCAACAAAAAAAGCAUGGCAUUUAAGCUAAAGAACAUGAGCUCGACGACAGCAGUGAGAUAAUACAGCAGCUUUCUGAAGUUUGUAAAGUGGAACAGCCAAUAUAAAUGGAACCGACAGUUCUGUCUGGCCCUUUGGGGCACACACAGUGGGAGUCAGAACAGCCAUUUCCUCUCGGAUUUCACACACUGGAUUCAGACAAUGGAGGUGUGCUCUGUCAAAACAAGGGUGACCAGAUAGGUUUGGAUUUCAGAAGUGGCGACCAGGAUCAAACUUCCCAGCAUAGUGUAGAAAAAAACAGUUACCAGGACAAGCCAGUAAAGCUGGACAACCUCAUAAAUAUCUCCGUUUUUCCUCGUGGUGAUUUACUGUUUGAGGGAGAUCAGUCCAAUAGUUCCCAAGCCUCUCUCCAUAGUAGUCAUGUAGAGGAAUUGUCCUUCACAGAAAAAACUGAGGGACCUGAUGAACUUAGUGACUGCACUUUGUCAUGGCUAUUUUCUCCCAAAUUUACUGAUGGGAUUGGGAUUAACUCUGCCCAUGAGGAACUGAGUCUGAUGCAGGAUGCCUCUCCUGAGAGCCCAGAUGCCCUCAAUAGUAAGGCUGAGCUAGUAAGUCUCAAUGUACCGGUCUCUCCAUCGAAAAUUUCCGAGAGAAAUUCUGAGACCGACACAGGGGAUCCAUUUUUGUUGGUGGAUCUCCUCUCUUGCCUCCCCCCAGAGGCUUCAGGUGAGUUGAACCCACAGGGUGUCAGUGAGGAGCUGGUAGGCCAGUCGCAAGAGGAGCAGGCGGGUCUCCCUCCCACGCCGAGCUGGGAGACUUUGUCACCCGAAACUAGAGACAAAGGUUUAUUAACUGAUCAAGUGACUGUUCUGCCUGUAAACUGGAGCACUGCCCUGCAUGGUUUACCUGAGAACUGCCUCCCGCAUAACCACGUCAGCAGACCGUUGGAGUGCUUUGCAGGAUCUGUGCCUUUGUUGGAUUUAGAUGUUCCAGAUUGUGACAGUAGUCUGAGCCUGUGCCCUGCCAGUUCUCCCUCUGUUACCUGCACAGGUCCACCAUUGGAUUUAUCAACCGAGGAGUCGGAGGUGGAACAUGCAGGAGCUACUGUAAAUAGAGAUGUGACUUCAGACCAAGGCGAGAAUGACUCAUUUGUUCUGGGUUUGACAGCUGAACCCUCAUCACUGACAGUGCCUCUGGGUGAAGAUGCCUUCAACCCGGGUGAUUUCACCAGUGAGAGUUGCUCUGUGGAAAAUGAGUCUAAGGAUUUAAUGGACGACGAUAUUUGUUCUGAAGCCAAAAAUCAGGGGAAUGAGGCAAUGGCUUUGGAUCUGUGUUUGACUGCUGACCAGGUCCAUGACACCGAAACGUGGGACUUGAAACCACAGGAGGGUGUACAGAAUGAAAGUGUUCCUGCUCCAACAACUGAGUCGAGUAAAGAGGAGAGGUUGACAGACAGUAACCAGCUCGAAGGAUCAGAUUGUCAUGAAGUGUCUUCUUUUGAUUUUUCAGUCCAGGAUUUGCAUACUUCUUCUCCUGAGGCUGCAUGGACUAGUGAGCAAACUGUGGAGACACUUUGUCUCUCUAAUAUGGUGGCAGAUGACUCACUGCCGAUGGUUUCAGCUGAGAAUAUAAGGGAGGAAGACGUCUCCCCUCUAAAAGCUGUGUUCGAUGCUUUAGACCAAGAUGGAGAUGGAUUUGUUCGUAUUGAGGAGUUUAUGGAGUUUGCUGCUGCCUAUGGGGCCGAUCAGGUGAAGGAUCUGACCAAGUUUUUGGAUCCCAGUGGACUGGGAGUGAUCAGCUUUGAAGAUUUCCAUCGUGGAAUCUCUGCAAUCAGCAAUGGAGGUCCAGAGCCACCGCUCUACAAUGUAAACUACAGUCCAGGCGAUGGAGCUGUGGGCUGUCCAGAGGAGUACGAUGAGCAAAAUGAGGUGACGGACAGUGCGUACCUGGGCUCCGAGAGUACUUACAGUGAGUGUGAGACCUUCACUGAUGAGGACACGGGGGCCCUCGUACCCCCCGAGAUGCACGAGGACGUGGAGACGGACAGCGGCAUCGAGGCCACACUGCACGACCCUGAAGAUGGUGGAAAUAGGUUUUCCCUGAACUCUGAGCUACAUAACCACUCUCUGGUGACGGUCAUCGGUGGAGAGGAGGAGCACUUUGAGGACUUUGGGGAAAGCAACAGCUCCGAGUUGCUACUGGAGAGCAGCGUGGAGGGGACCGAGGGGGAGGGCCACUCCCCUCUGGUGCUGCCACCUGAGCAGAUCAAUGGCUCCUCACUGCUUUCUCCCAGUGCACCUGCUCCUCUCCCUGACUGCUUUCAGAGCUUCCUCAGGGAGGAGGCGCUGGACUUUUUCUGUAGUCAGUGUCACAAACAAAUAAGUCGUCUCGAGGACCUCUCCACUCGUCUCAAUUUCCUAGAGAUGACUAGCGCUGGCAAGAGGCUCUCCAGCAAGAAAGUAGCAAGACAUCUCCUCCAGAACAGCUCGAUGACGCUGGACACCAUGAGCGACUUGACGCGGGACAUCCUGGAGCUCGCUGACAACGACAUCACAGACAAGGUGCUCCUGCUUGAGCGUCGAGUUGCGGAGUUGGAAAAGGAGUCCGAGUCAUCGGGGGAGCAGCACGCGCGGCUGCGCCAGGAUAACCUUCACCUGGUGCACCGUGCCAAUGCCUUAGAGGAGCAGCUCAAGGAGCAGGAGGUCCGCGCUGACGAGAAACUACAGCAGGAGACCCGUCGUCACAAGGAGGCCCUGAUCAAGCUGGAGAGGGAGAGAGGGCUGGAGCUGGAAAACCUGCAGGCCAGGCUGCAGCAGCUGGACGAGGAGAACAGUGAGCUGAGGUCCUGUGUUCCAUGUCUUCGAGCAAACAUCGAGAGACAAGAGGAGGAGAAGAGAAAGCUGCAGGAUGAGACAGAAGCCAUGUGCGACAGGCUGCAGGACGAGACGGAGUCCCGCAGGAAAAUGGCUGACAAGCUGAGCCAUGAGCGCCACCAGAACCAGAAGGAGAAAGAGUGCACUCAGGAGCUCAUUGAGGACUUGCGUAAACAGCUCGAGCACCUCCAACUCUACAAGCUGGAAGCUGAAGCAAAGAGAGGGCGUACGCCGGGCGCGGGGCUGCAGGAAUAUCAGACCCGCACACGCGAAGCCGAGCUGGAGCAAGAGAUCAAACGACUCAAACAGGACAACCGCAGCCUGAAGGAGCAGAAUGACGAGUUAAACGGCCAGAUUAUCAACCUGAGCAUCCAGGGAGCCAAGAACUUGAUGUCGGCCUCCUUCUCCGACUCCCUGGCAGCUGAGAUCAACAAUGUGUCUCGUGUAGAGUUGAUGGAGGCAGUCCACAAACAGGAGGAGAUCAACUACAGACUCCAGGACUACAUUGACAAGAUCAUUGUGGCCAUCAUGGAGUGCAACCCCUCCAUCCUUGAGGUCAAAUAGACUCCAUGCAGCCAGGAAGGCCGUGCACAGGGUCUCCUCAGGCUGUUAGAAAUACUGGAGACUUGGCUAAAAGAAAACUACUGGGAGGAUGUAAUAAAAAUUUUGGUAGGAAAACACCACGCACUCAACUUAUCCAACUUCCCCCCCCCCACAAAGGUGAAGGACUUAAGAUUCCUAAGAAGUCAAUGGCUGUCAUUGAAAAAGAAAAAGAAGCAAUUUUCAGUUAAUAUCCCUUGAGUCUGUACUUAUUUGUGAGUGUAUGUGUUAACUCUCCUGAAUACACUUGGGUUCUGGUGACCUCCAUGUAUUUGGCAAGAGGGACCCGAGUCUCCCCUUGUUGAAUGAGUGAAUGUUUAAAUGUGUACAAGAAGUCACAAAGAGUUAGAAAAUCUUCCUGUCCGUUUCCCUCAAAAACAGUGUCACUGUAAGCUAAA